Messenger RNA from Beta vulgaris subsp. vulgaris (sugar beet), 6138 nucleotides. RefSeq names its product pleiotropic drug resistance protein 3-like. The record is from RefSeq and is a predicted model, not a curated record. The transcript has 25 exons. Gene Ontology annotation, cellular component: membrane. Lineage: Eukaryota; Viridiplantae; Streptophyta; Magnoliopsida; Caryophyllales; Amaranthaceae. Gene Ontology annotation, molecular function: ATP binding; ATP hydrolysis activity; ABC-type transporter activity. The coding region runs from base 2033 to 5962 and encodes 1309 amino acids.
CUAUUGUUUGAAUUGCAAAUUAGUUGAAUUUGUUAUAUAGUUAUAUUUAUCUGCAAUUUUUAGGAAUUCAGCACUGUUUUUCAUGUAAAUUAUUCUUUGCCUACUAUUUGCUUGUAGUUUAGGCAAAUUUCCAGAGUAUUAUAUAGUUUAUUGUUGCAUUAUUUCAGAAGGAAUGCGAAAUAGUAACAGCUACUAGUAGUAUAUAUAUUAUCUUUGCUAGUUGUCAAUUUGAUUGCUAUGAGUUAAUUUCAUGAUGCUAAUAUUAUAUCUAUCCAUUAAUAAAAAAAAUGCAUGACUUAGCUACCCAUUUUCUUUAUACUGAUUAAGAGUUAGGUUAGGUUCAACACUUAUUGGUUAGAUUGCAGAUUUAAUUAAUCUGGUCCGAAUAAGCGGCGUUUUUUAUUCAUAUUGUUUUUAAGCUUAGAAAUUUGUAUGGAAAUGAUUAAUUACCUGUUGCAAUAUACUACACUUAAUCUAAGGGAAUCUUAGACUUGCUUUGCUCAAGUACUACUUCUAUAUAACUCAUGGAAGUAUUAGAAUGCUCGAUGACGGCAUCAUUGGUUACAUCACUAAUGCAUCAUGUUGUUAAGCUUUAAACGUACCUACCAUCUUAGUUACAUGGACUCUUCAAUUCACCUUAAGUACCCGUGUUGGAUCCUUGACACUAAGGACGUGGAAACGAAUACUUGGGCACUUCAUUUUGGGCCAAAAUCAUUGAAAAUUUUCAUAGAUAACGGAGGCAGACACUUGAACAUGUACCCAUGUCAGACAUGGGUAUACGAGUCUAGGUAACAUAGGCUACCACUACAAACAACUCUUUUGGUUUAAUACAUUCGCUACUGGCUAGAUGGGUAACAGACUGACAGCCUCGAUUUCUUCGAGUUGACUUCAAAAUUGUAUACUCCCCUCUGGUCCUCUCUCCUUGUAUAUUUUUAGUUCAUUACAUUAUUGUGAUUACUGAAUGUAAUGUCCUGCCAGAACAUAAGACGACAUAAUGAAUCUUUUUAUUAACUAGUAGAAUAAUAUAUUAUUGUAGUACUGGAUGUUAAUGGGUUAACUGCCAAAUUCAACGUUCAACGUUUUAAUAGUAUGUCCAUUCUGCUUAAAUAAACAAGUUGUUUGUACUCGUCAUAUCAUAUCCAAUUCCUGUUACAAAUUUAGUGAAAACGAAAUGAUGAAUUUAGUGAAAACGAAAUGAUGAAUUUAGUGAGACCAUUUUGGAAAAUGAUGAAUUUGGCAAUAGCAGUUUAAUCCUUGAUUUAUACAACCAUAUCUUACCUGGAUAAAGAGUUUAGCUGGAAACAGACGAGUAUCUUCGUAGAACAAGUUUCAAAUGCACCUAUCAUGCCUUUCGUUUCUAAGAGUGUCAUCAGAUACACAUCAGUUUAAACAACUCUCUGGUGGUACUCAUCAUUCAUGAUCGGCAUGUUUAAGUUUUAGUUAAUAGAAGAUGAGUCUAUCCAGCAUUGAGCAUUAGCAAGUGUCUUGCUAAUCUCUUUCAUAAUGGAGUGACCAUCCCUUUUUUCUUGUAUGUGUACUCUUCUUUAGUCUCUUUGACUAGACAAAAAUCCUUCUAGGUCUGUUUAUAGUAAAUUAGUAUACAUAUAAAAUAUGCCGUAUGCUUAUAACAUUAUGCAUAUGACGUGAUUAUUAUGUUGCAUGCAACUCUGUGAAUUAUUAAUGUAUCAUAGCCUUGAAGUUAGUUGUCUACAUUGAACUACUGUUCCACAUGAAAAAAAAAAGUCAAAUUUUGUUUCUUGCUAAUCUGAAUUAUUUUCUGGAUAAUGAUGUUUAACCAUGCAAUAUUUUAAGGAAAAAAACAUAGGCAUACAAGUUUUUCAGAUCGUCUCAUCCUUCUCUCUUGCUUUUGUUGAAGGAGCCAGAUGCUGCAGUAUUUCCUUUUCUAAGCACCCCUCUAGUCCACAUUUUCAGCAUGUGCAUUAAAUAAUUUCAUGGCAUGCAAUUGACUCUAAAUUUUUCUCCUGCUUCCCUGUCUCCUUUGCUUCUUUGAAUCUUUUCUAGUCUUAUUCUUAUGGCUCAAUUUUUCGGUCCAGAUGAAACUAAGGCUCUGCAACCUGAUCUGGUGGAGACAGGGAAUAGUUGCAGGCUAUCAUUACAGAGCCAGAAUUCCAGUUUCAGAAGAAAUUCAUCAUUGGGUUCUUCAAAAGGUUCCCUUGAUGAGGAGUUCAUUCGGGAAUGGGCUAAAAUCGAGAGGUUACCAACCUAUCAAAGGUCAAGGGUGUUUCUGUUUGACGACUAUGAUGGUGAAAGCACAACUAAUGUCAAUGGAAAACGGAUGAUUGAUGUUUCCAUGCUUGGACCUCUAGACCGGCGUCUUUUCAUUGAGAAGCUCAUCAAACAGAUUGAACAAGAUAACCUUCAGCUGUUAAAGAAACUCAGGAAAAGAAUGGACAAAGUUGGCUUACAUUUUCCUGCUGUCAAGGUGAAGUACAAAAAUCUUUUUGUGGACAUGAGGUGUGAGGUUGUGGAUGGCAAGCCCCUUCCUACUCUCUAUAACUCUUUGAAAAGCAGUCUCUCUGUCUUUACCAAUUUAUUGGGGUCUGAUCAACAAGAAGCAAAACUUGACAUUAUCAAGGAUGUCAGUGGCGUAAUCAAACCUGGGAGGAUGACUCUACUACUUGGUCCACCUGGAUGUGGGAAGACCUCUCUUUUGCUAGCACUCUCAGGAAACCUUGACAGCUCUUUGGAGAUUAAAGGAGAUGUUGAGUACAAUGGGCAUAAACUUGAACAAUUCGUUCCACAGAAAACUUCUGCUUAUAUAAGCCAACAUGACCUGCACAUCCCUGAAAUGACGGUGAGAGAGACAAUUGAUUUUUCAGCUCGUUGUCAGGGUGUAGGAAGCCGCGCAGACUUGUUGAUUGAGGUCUGUAGACGGGAGAAGCAGGAAGGAAUCAUUCCAGAUCCAGAUAUAGAUGCAUACAUGAAGGCAAUAUCUGUUGAAGGAUUGAAAAGUUCCUUACAGACAGACUAUAUACUAAAAAUUCUUGGACUUGAUGUAUGUGCUGACACACUGGUUGGAGAUGCUAUGAGGAGAGGCAUUUCAGGUGGUCAAAAGAAAAGAUUGACUACAGGGGAGAUGAUUGUCGGGCCAACAAAGGUGCUAUUCAUGGAUGAGAUAACGAAUGGUUUGGACAGUUCUACCGCAUUUCAGAUUGUUUCAUAUAUUCAACAGUUAGUCCACAUUACAGAUGCAUCUGCAUUGAUCGCCCUUCUUCAGACAGCACCAGAAACCUUUGAUCUUUUUGAUGAUGUGAUCUUAAUGGCAGAAGGAAAGAUAGUGUAUCAUGGUCCACGUGAUCAUGUAGUGCAAUUCUUUGAGACCUGUGGCUUUAGGUGUCCCAAGAGGAAGGGAAUAGCUGACUUCCUUCAGGAGGUGAUUUCACAAAAAGACCAAUCACAGUAUUGGUUUCUUGAAAAACCUUAUGGCUAUAUGUCUGUAGAUAUGUUCUGUGAGAAAUUUAGGGUAUCUCAUGUUGGAAAGACUCUAUACGAGGAGGUUUCACAGCCACCUGUGAAGAUGCAGGAUGAUGAGAAUGCUAUCUCCUUUUCCAAGUUUUCUCUGCCAAAGGGAGAACUCUUCAAAGCUUGUUUGUCAAGGGAAUGUCUGCUUAUGAAGAGAAAUUCUUUUAUAUAUAUAUUUAAAAUAAUUCAGUUGGUCAUUAUAGCUAUUAUAACAAUGACUGUAUUUCUGCGUACACGGAUGCAUGUUGAUAUUCUGCAUGCAAAUUACUAUUUGGGCUCUCUGUUUUAUGGUCUUGUCAUGCUUCUUGUUGAUGGAUUUCCAGAAGUGUCUAUGACGAUCAUGAGACUUCCUGUUUUUUACAAACAGAGAGACCUCUAUUUUUAUCCCGCUUGGGCUUAUGCUAUUCCAGCGACUCUCCUCAAGGUUCCAUUGUCCAUUUUGCUUGCUGUUCUGUGGACAUCACUGACUUACUAUACCAUUGGAUAUGCUCCAGAAGUUGGAAGGUUCUUCUGCCAAGUUCUUCUGUUUUCGGGAGUGCACUUAGCAUCAGUAACCAUGUUCCGGUUCUUGGCUUCUCUCUUUCAAACCAUAGUUGUUUCCAAUCUUGCGUCCGUUUAUUUCUUACUGUUUGCCUUUAUAUUCAGCGGAUUCAUAAUCCCGAAAUCUUCCAUGCCGGUAUGGUUAGAAUGGGGAUUUUGGGUUGUGCCACUUACUUAUGGUGAGACUGGUCUUGCUACUAAUGAAUUUCUUGCUCCGAGAUGGCAGAAGAUGCUUUCUUCAAACACAACAAUUGGCCAAGAAGUUCUACAAUCCCGUGGUCUACUGUUUGAUGGUUACUUUUUCUGGGUCUCAGUCGGCGCUCUGUUUGGAUUUUCCUUACUUUGCACAGUAGGGUAUACUCUGGCAUUAACUUUCUUGAAGGCUCCGGUAGCAUCUGCAGCUUUUAUCUCACGAGAAAAACUUUCUCAAUUACAAGAAUUGAGACAUCCAUGUCGAGUGGACGACUUAGAGAGUUGUGGAGACAAAAGUACCGUAGAAUCUCAAAAAGGUAACAUGAUUUUGCCCUUCCAACCACUUACAGUAGCAUUCCACAAUGUGCAAUACUACAUUGAUACCCCCGUGGAAAUGAGAGAACAAGGCUUUACUGAGAAUAAACUCAAUCUUCUGCAUGAUAUCACUGGUUCUUUUAAGCCAGGUGUUCUUACGGCAUUAAUGGGUGUCAGUGGAGCUGGAAAGACGACUCUUCUGGAUGUUCUUGCAGGAAGAAAAACUAGUGGCACCAUUGAAGGUGAUAUUCGAAUUGGAGGGUAUCCGAAGGUGCAGGAGACAUUUGCUCGAGUGUCUGGAUAUUGUGAACAAACAGAUAUACAUUCUCCACAUAUUACCGUAGAGGAAUCGCUGAUCUUUUCUGCCUGGCUUCGGCUUCCUGAUAAUAUUGAUUCAAACACUAAAACCGAUUUUGUCAAUGAAGUCCUAAAGACUAUUGAGCUCAAUGAAGUUAAAGAUACCUUAGUUGGCUUACCAGGUGUUAAUGGUCUAUCAACUGAGCAACGAAAGCGGCUCACUAUUGCUGUGGAGCUUGUAGCCAACCCAUCAAUUAUAUUUAUGGAUGAACCUACAACAGGUCUUGAUGCAAGAGCAGCUGCCAUUGUUAUUCGAGCAGUAAAGAAUAUUGCUGUUACUGGUAGAACUGUUGUUUGCACCAUCCAUCAACCAAGUAUGGACAUAUUUGAGGCAUUUGAUGAGUUGGUUCUUUUAAAAACAGGUGGACGCAUAAUCUAUUCCGGACCUCUGGGCCAGCAGUCAAGUAAGGUUAUUGAAUAUUUUCAGUCUAUACCUGGCAUGCCCAAGAUUAGAGAUAACUAUAAUCCCGCGACAUGGAUAUUAGAGGUUACUUCUGCAUCUGCUGAAAUCGAACUGGGUAUCGAUUUUGCAGAAGUUUACAAUAGCUCUGUGCUAUGCCAGAAGAAUGAAGAAUUUGUUCAGCAGCUAAGUAUCCCUUCUGUGGGCUCAAGGGAUCUCCAUUUUCGUAGUCGCUUCUCAUUAUCUGGUUGGGGACAAUAUAAAUCUUGCCUGUGGAAACAACAGCUAUCUUACUGGAGAAGCCCUUCAUACAAUUUGACACGCCUCAUGUUUGCCUUUGUGUCAUCCCUUAUUUUUGGAUUGCUGUUCUGGCAGCAAGGGAGGAACAUAAAAGAUCAGCAGAGUAUAUUCACAGUAUUUGGUUCCAUGUUUGCUGCUGUGAUGUUCUUGGGAAUAAACAACUGCAGCCCUGUUCUUCCUCACAUUGCAACAGAAAAAACUGUCGUUUAUCGGGAAAGAUUUGCAGGGAUGUACUCCUCAUGGGCUUAUUCUUUUGCACAGGUCACUGUUGAGAUCCCUUAUCUUCUUACUGUGGCUUUGAUAUUCACAAUUAUCACAUAUCCGAUGAUCGGGUAUUACUCAUCAGCCUACAAGCAUCAGCGAUAUAUGCACUGAUGAAUUUGUUUUCUGGAUUUUUGAUCCCUCAACCGCAAAUUCCCAAGUGGUGGCUGUGGUUAUAUUAUCUAUGUCCAUCUUCUUGGACCCUAAAUGGUCUGCUGUCUUCUCAGUAUGGUGAUAUACAUGAAUAUAUCACUGUUUUUGACAAAACCAAGACGAUAGCUUCUUUCGUA